UACAGUUGCUGUUAUUUAUUUCUUUGUUGCAUUGCAGAACGUCAAAAUUUAAAGCUACACUUUAGCUGUUAGCAGUGGCUCAUGGUUAAAGUAGCCAAUUAUUUAACCCAAAUCCUUGAAUCUCUCAUAUCCUAUUUAUGUUCCUCCAUCUAUAGUCUAUAAUUUUACUUUGUCUCUUCCUCACUUAUCUACAGCUGGUGCUCCACCAGUAGCCUCCUGAGACUGUGAGGCCUGGUUACGAGUUGUUACUGGUACUAAAGCCCCACAGCUAACAAGUCGGUAAAUUUGACACACUAUUACUAGCUUGCUUUUUGUUGUUUUCUCUCAGUUUUCAAGCUCCACCUUUUCGCCACUUCUUCCGAACUAAAGUUUUCCUACAACGUGCAUAAGCGCACAGUGAAGAUAGGGGAGGGGCUGGUCCUUUGUCAGCUCACUUUUGUGUGUUUUACAUAGGAGGAAGAGUGAUUGCAACUGCAGUGGCAGUGGCAUACUUAGAGUUGAAAAAUAGGAAGUGUUGCACUUGGAGUUUUCAAGUGCAACAGUUCAUACGAUUUUGUCUGCUCACUUAUCAAUAUGGCUCUCUGUCUCAGGAUUAUUUAUAUCAUCACUGGACUAACAGGAGUUCACAGCAUAACUACAGUCAGUGAAGUAUCAGUGAAAACUGGGAAAUCUAUCUCCAUCCCAUGUCUCUAUGAGUCCAAAUACAAAAACCAUGUGAAGUACUUGUGUGAAGGAUCUAAAUGGAGAUCCUGCAGCGAUGUAUUAAAAACAAACACAGCAGACCCUUCAGGAAAAUAUUCAAUCUCUGAUGAUAAAAAACAAUUUUUUUUUACUGUAACUAUAAACAAUCUGACAAAUGAAAACACUGAUUACUGGUGUAUGGUGGAGAUUAAUAAUGGACCGGAUUAUGGAGAGCAUUUUCAACUGUCAGUUACCAGUGAUACCCCCAGUCUCUAUGUGGAUCAUCAGAGGAUUACAGGAUACAUUGGAGAAAGCAUAACUAUUAGAUGUCACCACAGUAACUCUGGAGAAAUGAAGUGGUGCAGGCUGGGCAGGAACUGUGUGACAGGAUCAUCUGGAUCCAUAGAUGGAACAACAGUGACCGCUUAUAUGAGCAAACCAAAUGUUUUCACAGUGACAAUGAGUGGACUACAGUCAGAGGACAGUGGCUGGUAUUGGUGUGCUAAAGGGGACAUUCAGAUACCAGUAUAUUUAACUGUUACUGAGAAACCAAUCACCACUACUGCCCAUACUUUUACUGGAGAUAGAACAAUUACCACAUUUAAAAAUGGACAACAAAGAGCUUCAUUUGACCUCAAGAUCCUCAUCAUCCCUCUGAGUGUGUUGAUCUUUAUUGUAAUUGUGGUGUUGUUCAUCUGGUUGAUACUGAGAAACAAGCAGAGAAAAGCAGACUCAUCAGCCACAGCAAUGGCCGGAGUGGAGGUAGCAUACGCUGAAGUUAGACCCAAGAAAAAACACUUAGGCAAGGUGGACCAGGAAGUA
Molecule: messenger RNA, 1503 nt
Organism: Pundamilia nyererei
Lineage: Eukaryota; Metazoa; Chordata; Actinopteri; Cichliformes; Cichlidae
Product: polymeric immunoglobulin receptor-like
Exons: 8
Cellular component (GO): plasma membrane
Molecular function (GO): transmembrane signaling receptor activity
Source: RefSeq, a predicted model, not a curated record